UUCCGUGUUUUUAAAUGCUCAGCUUACGUGUUGCCGUCUGCCGUACCGUCAGCCGCAACGGGGACGGUCACGUCCGUACACGCCACGCUCCUUCCAGCUACCGUCAUGAUACUGCAUUUCUGUGUCACGCCAUCAACCUGAAACUUCAUACUAAGUGACUGUCAGAAACGAAACUCAGGAUGCCAGCAGUGCCCACCCCGUUUCUUAGAGUUUGGCAGGCACACACACACACACACACCCACCGCGGAGAGGAGACUGAUCUGGCCACGCACAGCUUCUCACAUUUGACGCUUUCUCCUCCGAAAUGCAGUCCUCUCGGCACCACGGUGAUGACAGCGGACACAGUCUGGUGUUCUUUGACCUGGAGACCACAGGCUUGGAUGUCCCGACGUGUGACAUCGUCCAGAUGUCCGCGGUCUGCGGUGACGCAUCCUUCAACGUGCACAUGCUUCCGCGGCGCAGGAUGUCGCCGCAAGCCUCCAGGGUGACGGGCUUUACCGUGCAGGACGACGCGCUGCUUCUCCACGGUCGGCGCGUCGAGACGGUCUCCCGCCAGCGGGCGCUGAUCACCUUCGUCGACUUCGUGCGCUCCUUCAGCCGCCCCGUGCUGGUGGCGCACAACGCGUUCCGCUUCGACGCCCCCGUCCUGGCACGCGCGCUCAGGGAGUUCUGCCUCCAGAGCGAGAUGGAGCACGUGCUCUCCGGCUUCCUGGACACCUUCCUGCUCAGCAAGGAGCUGCUGGGGCCCACCGGGAUCAGGAAGUACUCCCAGGAGUACCUGGUGGAGCACUUCCUCAAGAAGUCAUACAGGGCCCACAACGCCCUGGAGGAUGUCAAGGCCCUGCAGGAGCUCUUCCAUCACUGGAACCCGGCGCCCAGCAUCAUCCGUAGGCACAUAUUCACCAUGGCGCAGCUCGAUGACCCCUUCUUUGCUCUGCCGUACCUCGGACCACGCCACCGUUUCUUUUUCCAGCUUUAGUAACGGCAAAAGUGCCAGUUUUCAAAUGAUGCCUUCUUGCCUUUGAGAAAAGGGAGUCUUGGAAUUUGUGUUCAUGUGUACGGAUGAUAGUUUAUGAAUCCAUUCGAAGUGCACAACCCUGUUUUAUACUGAAAAAAAAUAAAGUGUAUAAUAUGGGACAAAUGUUCCUCCCCUAA
Molecule: messenger RNA, 1155 nt
Organism: Scleropages formosus (Asian bonytongue)
Lineage: Eukaryota; Metazoa; Chordata; Actinopteri; Osteoglossiformes; Osteoglossidae
Exons: 3
Coding region: 305-979 (224 amino acids)
Biological process (GO): DNA catabolic process
Cellular component (GO): cytoplasm
Molecular function (GO): nucleic acid binding; 3'-5'-DNA exonuclease activity
Source: RefSeq, a predicted model, not a curated record